Messenger RNA from Trichogramma pretiosum, 1834 nucleotides. RefSeq lists its product as uncharacterized. Gene Ontology annotation, molecular function: zinc ion binding. Lineage: Eukaryota; Metazoa; Arthropoda; Insecta; Hymenoptera; Trichogrammatidae. Bases 214 to 1497 code for a protein of 427 amino acids. The record is from RefSeq and is a predicted model, not a curated record. The transcript has 2 exons.
CGUCUUCGCGCGCAGCGGCGCGAACAAAAGCCGAUCGCGACGAACGAAUAUCGGCUCGCUCGAGUUGUUUGAUGAGUCGCGAAAUAAUAAUAGUUUGUCCGCCGACACUCAAAGGUCGCACCUCGUAGGACUCGCGUAUCCUUUGCAUGUGUAAGGGACUCUUCGGUUUUUUUUUACUGGAUAAUAGUGCGCUUCAUCGAUAUCUUCUCGACAAUGGUAGCCGUUGAAUUUCAAACUAUUUGGUCUUGGGCUGGACUCGAUAUCGACCCGAAGAAGCCGAGUUUUCGGGAUGCCCAGGAACUCAUCAAAGCGAGGCAAAUAAUCAAGUGCGGAAAACUCAAUGAGGACAACGAGGUUAUACGUUUUUCGGCCCUUUGUUCCAAAACACCCGAUUCAAAGGACGGAUGUUACACCGUAAAUGGCACGGUGAAAAAUUCAGCUAUAUUGGAAUGCAGCUGUGACUGUGAAAUUGGACAGGAGAAGUGUCAACACGUCCUUGCCACUUUGCUACAUUGUUACCGUAAGAGCUUUGAUUUGGAAAAUUGGGCUACCCCCCCUGACGAGCUGACAACCACAAAAAAAAGACCACUUCAAGAUAAAGAGAUUACAUUUGAAAGUGAAAAAAAUAUCAACAAGAUAAAUCCUUUCUUUCUACCAAGAAGUAAAAAGCCUAAAACUAGUAAACAAAGCAAUGGAUUCAAAAAAGACGCUAACUUGGAGAGAGCUGUUGCAGCAAUUUUUGAAAAUCAAGAUAGCGAAUUGAUGAAUUUUAUAAGGGAUAUGAAAACCGAUAAACUGCAAGCAUGCUGUGAAAAACUACUUAAAAGCUUUGAGGGAGAUUACAAGGAUAUUUGUGAAAAAACAGCAAAAUCUCAUGAUUUUUGGUUGCAACAAAGGCAGUAUAGAAUUACAGGCUCUAUGUGUUAUAGUGUAUACACGUACAGUUCCUGCAAAAGACCUAAUUGGCCAAAUAAGUGCUCAACUUUAUUUACCCCAAAUGAUUAUAAAAAUAAAUAUAUGGAGUAUGGUAAUAAAACUGAACCAGAAGCACGUCAAGCUUUCAUAAAAAAUACUAAUUUCAUCGUCAAAGAAGUUGGAUUAGUUAUUUCCAAAUCAAAUCCAUGGAUGGGAUACUCCCCUGACGGUAUCAUUUUUCAAAAUGGUAAACCCACAGCUUUAUUAGAAAUAAAGUGUCCUUACAUUGGAAAGACUUCAAACAUUCAAGCUACAAUCGAAGCUCAGUGUACAAAGUAUUUAGUUAGAGUUGACGAAAACAUUGAGUUGAAAAAGAAGCAUUCUUAUUACGGACAAGUUCAGCUUGGAAUGGCUGUACUGAAUUUAAACGUAGCUUAUUUUGUUGUAUAUUCAGCGCGUGACAAAAAGUACCUAUCAAUAAAGGUGCCUAGAGACGAAGAUUUCUUGAUGGAAAUGUUGCCUGCCUUGAAGGAAUCUUACUUUAAUCACAUGUUACAUAAUAUAUGUUUAAUGAAAAAGUAAUGAUUUAAUGCAUAGCAAUUAAUAUGAGUACCAUUUAAGUGUAUUAUGUUUAACUGAAAAAUUUGAUUUAAAACUUGAGACUCUAUUUCUAUAAGAAAUAGUUACCUUGUUAAAGCAUUUUAAAUGUUUAUUUGCAAAGACUAACACCUGAGUGUAUUUAAUUUAACAAUAUAAGAUUAAAAAACUAGUUCAUUGUGAAAUUAAAAACUUAUUUUAUAAGAUGUUUAUUAGAGAUGUAAUUAAACACGAUUGUAUUGAAAAAUUUUUAUCUUGUUUCAUUUUGACAGAAUGUCAAAUAUAAUAAAGCUGUAACUAUCAAUAAAAGUAUUUUCAGUAU